Messenger RNA from Elaeis guineensis (African oil palm), 1982 nucleotides. RefSeq names its product zinc finger CCCH domain-containing protein 8. NCBI's taxonomy places the organism in Eukaryota, Viridiplantae, Streptophyta, Magnoliopsida, Arecales, Arecaceae. The record is from RefSeq and is a predicted model, not a curated record. Gene Ontology annotation, molecular function: mRNA binding; metal ion binding.
CCUAAGUGGCGCUUACUCCCCUGCUGGCCUUUACCCUUUCGCUCUAUUUUCUUGUUUCUGCUCGUCCCCCUCCUUUCUCUCAGAACCCUAGCUUUCGUCUCGCCUGGCUCUCGCCGUCAAUGUCUAACCAGAUCUAUAACUAUGGCUCGAGCUUCGGAGGAGGCGGUGGGGCCUCCUCCCUCUACUCGCGUCGCGCCACCAAUUCCUACCUCUCCGACGGCGGUUCAUCCAGGCUCUCCAGCGUGGACCCAUUCGCCGCCGCGGACACGGUCAUGUACUCCGAUCGGAUGUCAUCUCUGUAUUCGAAGGCGGGAGAUGGAUCCUUGAGGCUCCACGGCAGUGACAUCGCCGGGUUCGGCGCCGCCGGGAGCUUCUCGGCGGCGGGCAAGAUCGGCGGAGGCAUCGGGACGGCGUCGUCGGCGGCGUUGUACGCGAGUUCGGCUUUGGAUCCGUCCGCGAUUGGUGGUGCAAAACGGUCUGUGGAAGCUCUCUACAAUCAGAGCAUUCUGGGAAGCCAUAACACUAUUGGGCAAAGUGAUGCUUUAUUUUCUUCAAAUUCUUUGGUCAAACGCUCUAGACUUGAAACUGCAAGCAAUCUUCCUAUAUAUCCACAGCGACCAGGAGAGAAGGACUGUACUCACUAUAUGUUGACAAGAACAUGUAAAUUUGGAAAUUCCUGCAAGUUCGACCAUCCUAUUUGGGUUCCUGAGGGUGGAAUCCCAGACUGGAAAGAGGUCCCACUUGUCCCAACAAGUGAAUCUCUUCCUGAGAGGCCAGGAGAACCUGAAUGUCCUUAUUACAUGAAGACUCAAAAAUGUAAAUUUGGAUCACGAUGUAAGUUCAACCAUCCGAAGGACAUAUUAAAUGCAUCUGCUGGUGAAGUCGGUGGAGAGGGGCCUGAUAACUCAGUGUUACCAGAGAGGCCAUCAGAGCCAUUUUGUUCGUUCUAUAUGAAGACUGGGAAAUGUAAGUUUGGUCCAAAUUGUAAAUUUCAUCAUCCAAAGGAUCUUCAGAUACCACCAAAUGGAGAAGAUACUGGUAACACAGGGCAGGUGGAAUCUGAGAAGGAUGAUGGUGCCGCAGGAGAUCCAAAGCCAGCAAAUGGGCAUGUUCCAAUCACCCCCGCUCUGUUGCAUAAUUCAAAGGGACUUCCUAUACGACCGGGUGAAACAGAUUGUCCAUUUUACCUCAAAACUGGCAGCUGCAAAUAUGGUGCUACUUGCCGAUACAACCACCCUGACAGAAGUUCAAUUAAUCCACCAUUGGCAUCUGCUUUAGGUCAAGCUGUUAUACCUUCUCCAGCAACUAAUUUGCCUUUUGGAGUAUUAAAUCCAGCUGCUAGCCUUUUACAGAAUAUAAAUCUGCAGUCAGCCCAAGCAUCACUUGGAGUAGUUCCUACAAUCUAUCCGCAAAGGCCUGGAGAAAUUGAAUGUGAUUUCUAUAUGAAGACUGGACAAUGCAAGUUUGGAGAAAGAUGUAAAUUUCACCAUCCUAUUGACCGGUCAGCACCGUCAUCAGAUGUAAAGCAGUCUCUUCAACAGAAUGUCAAGCUUACCCUUGCAGGGCUGCCAAGGAGAGAGGGUGCUGUUAUCUGUUCCUUCUACAUGAAGACAGGCACAUGCAAAUUUGGUGCAACAUGCAAGUUCGACCACCCACCCCCGGGAGAGGCCAUAGCAAUGGCAACUGGAAGUGGGACUGCAACUGGUGUCUCUGCUACUGACGGUGGGGAGAACAAGGCUGCUGCUGCACUGGCUGAGGGACUGCAGUAAGAGGACAAUUUCCACAUUGUGUGUGAGGGUAAACUUUUCCUUUGGGCGUCACUAGGUUUUAAGGAUUGUCACAUAUUGAAGACAAUGACUGCUUUGCUUGAUUGUCUGAUGAACUUGAUUUACCUGCUGGCUGUUUUCAACCAGUAUUCCUGCUUGAUCGUUAUAGUGUUGAGAGUGUCAAUAUUGGAGCAUUAAAAGUCCAACUCAUUCGUA